GGGGUGGGGCGGGCUGGGCUCGGCCGGGCGGAGGACGCGCUCGGAGCGGCCGGAGGAGCGCAGGAUGUCGGCGACGCUCUACGUGCUGUCCACGCUGGGAGGAUACGUCCUCACCUCGGCGCUGCUCCUCAAGUGCCCGGGGCUGCUCCACCGGCCCAAGCGGCAGCGCUUCCGCUGCCGGCACAUCUCGCACCGCGGCGGUGCUGGGGAGAACCUGGAGAACACGAUGGCAGCCUUUCACCAUGCUGUUAACAUAGGGACGGACAUGCUGGAGCUGGACUGUCACCUGACCAAAGAUGAGCAAGUGGUCGUGUCCCACGAUGAGAACCUGAAGAGGUCAACAGGAGUCGACGUCAACAUAUCCGACCUCAAGUACUCUGAACUUCCACCGUAUCUCUGCAAGUUGGAUGUCACGUUUCAGAAAGAAAGUCACUCCGAGGGCAAAGAUAACCGCAUCCCUCUCCUGAAGGAGGUGUUUGAGGCAUUCCCACAAACUCCUGUCAACAUUGACAUCAAAAUGAACAACAACGUGUUGAUCAGGAAGGUCUCAGAGCUGGUGAGUCAGUAUAAACGAGAGCACUUGACAGUAUGGGGGAAUGCCAAUUACGAGGUGGUGUCCAAGUGUCUGAAGGAGAAUGCUGACAUUCCCAUCAUCUUCUGUUUGCAACGUGUCCUGCUGCUGCUGGGCCUGUUCUACACCGGUCUGCUGCCAUUCAUUCCUUUCAAGGAAGAAUUCUUGGAAAUCCCCAUGCCUUCCAUCAUCCUCAAGCUGAAAGAACCAGAAAAGAUGUCAAGAAGCCAGAAAUUCAUUAUCUGGCUAGCUGACACACUGCUAAUGAGGAAAGCACUUUUCGACCACCUCACUGCUCGGGGCAUUCAGGUAUAUAUUUGGGUACUGAACGAAGAACAGGAAUACAAGAGAGCUUUUGAUCUGGGAGCAACCGGAGUCAUGACAGACUAUCCCACAAAGCUCAAGGAGUUCUUACACAACUAUCCCGUGUAAAUACAGGAGGACAGGGAAGACUCUGCAGAACAGAUGGAGCCGAGCAAUUUAAUCAAAGGAAAGUUGAGCAAUGUCCACAAAUCAUGUUGUUGGGAGGGUGAUCCUUGACCUCGUCAGGUUGCCACCUGAUGUAAAGGCUGUCUAUUUAUUUUGAGACUUUAAUUGCAUAGUUUACGUCUGUAAAUAGAUCAUGUAGCAAAGGUGCCCUUCACUCAUAGUCGUGACUAAGAAGAAAGUUGCUGGAUAGGAUACCUGUAGAUAAUAAGUGUUGUUUUACCAGUCACAAGUGUUCCUAAGCAGAUGUCAAGACACGUCAAUUACCCCAAUUAUAUUUUAGUGUGCAGAAACCAGAGGGUUUCUGAAAGUGCACCCUUUGUGUAUGUAUUGCUUGUGUUGCUUUUACUUUUCAGAUAAGUUGUAGGGUAAGAAAGAGAAACAAGGCACAGGAGAAAUAGGAAGCAGAGUCUGUGGGCAGCCAGUCAGUCCGGCCUGGGAAGGGUAGUAAAAGCAGCCACUUCUUUCUUUCUUUCUCCUUUUUUUUCCCCCCCAAACCAGAAUUAACCCACUUGGUCAGUGUAGGUUUACUCAAUUAUUCUUACUGAUAAGAAUGCUGAGCUCCACGUACAGCUGUAUUUAGACUCCUUUUUGAUGUGAUGGUCAUACAGUGACUCACUGGUCAAGGUCCAGACACAGCAUUUGUGCUUGCUGCUGAGUCUGCUCAGUUCUUCUGCAAGGAUCUGCUUUGCCCCUGGAUCUGAGCUGCCUGCCAGGCUGCCACAGUGAGCUUCCCAUAGAGGGAGGUUGCACUUGGUAGAGAUUACACCUCCUUUGAAAUACUCUUUUCACAAAGGAAACCAAUGUUUUUAGGAGUCCUUUGCACUUUCAUAGCUCUGACACCUCUUGGCUCGAUUAAUGGGAAACUGUUUUUGUUUUGUUUUGGAUGAGGGACCAAAAAAGACUUUAAAUUUGGUCAGGAGUUUUAGGAGCAACGUAAAAGGUUUGUUUUAAAUGAAUUCACCCAAAGCAGAGAUACAUAUGUAUAUAUAUAUAUAAAUAUAUAUAUAUAAAUAUAUAGAUUCAUGCCUGUAAAAGGAGCAGGUAUCAGUCUAGGAUAUCUGUAAGUUUUAGUCUUUUUUUCUCCACAUUCAGUAUGGAUGAAGUUGAUGGGCAUGGACUCAGAGGUAAUUUUCCCAGCAAAAGCCAGGAAUCCCCCAAUGUCCUGGAAUGGGGAUGGAUAGGAAUGCGUUUUUAGAGGCUGAGUGCUGUUCUGCCCCUCUGAACAGAUGCUCUGUGUGUCAGACAUGUCCGGGCCUGCGAUGCCUCUGCUUUGGCAUUAGGGUUUUUAGCAUGAAUUUGACUAUUUUAGCUUAAUUAUUCACAGUGACAUGUGUAGAGCCCAGUCAUCAGGUGGUACUGCUGGAACACAGCUGUUGUGUAGUGAUGAUAGUAUCUAAUUCCCUACGGACCUUCAUGUGAAGGUGAUCUCAUUCAAUAAUAAUUACAGUAGCCAGGACAAGGGAGAGAUUCACUGCAAGAUAUCCCUGUUAUUCUAAAAGUUUGUGAAGUAAUGAAUUCUUUUCCCUUCCCAUCUCAGACUUGGAAGGGCUCUCGUUUCACUGCAAGGCUGCUGUGCCAUACCUGUAGUCGUGGAGCAUCUUUGCUAUUCCAUUAUGCCCACCCAUGGUAGGAUGUCAGGUCCAUCUGAGUGGAUAACAUUCAUUCGUGUUGUGCACAGUCCCAUUUGUGCAAUGCCCAUUUAAGAAAAGGGAAGUUCCUUUCCAAGGGGUUCUUAUGGAUGACGUAGAAGACAUUACUGCAUUUACAGUUUGAACGUGUGACAGUGGUGACAAGUGAGUUAAUGGGUGUCCUGCUCAAUGUCUGCCUACUUGAGAUGGCUGUAGAUUCAAUUUCCUUUUAAUUUAAUCAGGCCUGUUGUAUAUUGAAUGACUGAGAGGAAAACGUAACUUCCUAUCUGCUCAUAGGAAUAAGGAUUACAUGAUUUAUCACAUGCUGUGCUUCUUGUUUUGACUUCAGACCAGUAAUGCUGGUCAGGUAGCUGCUAAUCAUCAAUCUGGUCGUAUUUCUUCCUGUUCUCUGAUGUUCACAGAAUGCUUUCAGAAUAGGCUCCAUAUGGAUCUCAGCAGGUAAAUGAAGAACUACUGCCCUCUGUGUUUGGAUUUGGUUUACUGUUCACUUACAGCUCCACAUCCUACGUUUUCAUGCAAUGUAUUUUUUUUCUACUCAAUUUCAUUGCUGUCCAAUUUCCAACCUUCACAUCUCCACUGAGACACAAACACAACUCUGCUUUUAUCCAAUGCCACUGAAUAGCACAAGGUAGGGCUUCUCUCAGGCUAGGAAUAGCUGAGUUUUAAAACACCACUUUUGAUUUCUGGACUCGGUCUCUCAUGGGACACACAAUGACUUCAUUUUUUUCCCUUCAGUUUUCCCCCAUUGCUGCAUAAGCAAACUAUUUUGCUUUAUCCUGUAUUGAAUGACAGAACACUGCUAUUAAGAUGGACUUUGUUUUUACACGAUAAGCUACCCGUUCUGCUGUAGCAGUGCUGCUGGGAACUUGUGCCUUCAGGGAUGCUCAACACAUUCUUCAACUGCUGCUCUUCCUACAUCUGCUGUGGCUUUUGACUGUGCUGCUCAUACAUGAGCUCUCCGUGAUAAAUCUGCUGCUUAAUGCCUGAAGGUUAAAUAAGAUACAUGGAAAGGAGUGCUGAAAUGACUGCUGAACUCAUUCAGUCUCUCAUUUGGAGCACAGUAAAGGAGCCAAAGGCUGAUCUCUUGACACAGACAGCAUUGCGUGGAAGAAGCCAUGAAUCUGAGCACCAGUUCACAAUAGGCCACAAUAACUGCAUGUAACAAAAUGACGUGGAAUGGAGGAGUCUGUAUGAUGUCUGUUCUGAACUGCCCUUUGUUUGAAUGUUCCAUAAGCUGAUUUCAAAACCACUUGCACAGAAAACCACUGGUUGAGGUCUUGCUCAGCCAUCCAGGAGGGUGUUCAGUUAACCUCUGUCUCCCAGCAGAGAUUUCUUUUGUUCCCUUUGGGUAAUUUGAACUCUGAGCAUUGUUUAAUACGUGCUGUGUUCUCCAUCUUUUGCAAAACACUUUAUGAAGGACGAUGCUCGUAUCCCAUGCACUUUUAUUCUGCAGAAACAGUUUUGGACCUCUCUAGCUGAAAAUCUGUGAUGAUUUUUUUUUUCUUUUCUUGUAAGGAAAGGUCGAUGUUCUUGAAAUGUGACACGUUCAGAUAUCUUUGCUCAUAAAAGAUCUACAACUAAAUACUA
This is a messenger RNA of Gallus gallus (chicken), 4296 nucleotides long. It is a transcript of the gene GDPD1, whose product is annotated as glycerophosphodiester phosphodiesterase domain containing 1. Gene Ontology annotation, molecular function: phosphatidylcholine lysophospholipase A1 activity; phosphoric diester hydrolase activity. The coding region runs from base 65 to 1003 and encodes 312 amino acids. The transcript has 10 exons. NCBI's taxonomy places the organism in Eukaryota, Metazoa, Chordata, Aves, Galliformes, Phasianidae. The record is from RefSeq and is marked provisional. Gene Ontology annotation, cellular component: endoplasmic reticulum membrane. Gene Ontology annotation, biological process: N-acylethanolamine metabolic process; glycerophospholipid catabolic process.